UGGUGCAUCUGUUUGUUCGUAGUGAAGCGCUGCAAUAUCUAAACAUUAACCGGGUGAUCAUGAUUUUUGUUCUAAUUUGGGUGUUUUUGAUUGAUGCUGCCUCCUCCCAACAUUGUUUAUCAAAGGAAUUAAAACCAUUCGUGAAGUCGAUACCCGUCGAUAGUUGGAAAUAUGUCAGACCUGAAUACAACUGCUUCGGAAGGAAGACUUUGCAAGUUAAAGUCGACUACCAAACCAAUAAUUGUUUUCUUGACUACGCAGUGACCAACAAGCAAGGCUGCUGCGAUGGGUACCACGAAGUCGGAUCUGAGUGUAUUCCUGUGUGCAAAAAUGGCUGCACCAAUGGGCGCUGCACGGCACCCGACACAUGCUCGUGCAAUACCGGAUACCUCAUGAUUGGCGACAGAUGUGUACCGCAGUGCAUGACCUGCGUCAACGGAGACUGCGUUGCUCCGAAUCAAUGCGUCUGUUCGAAGGGAUUCAUUAAAAAUGAUGCUGGAUUGUGCGUUCCUAAAUGUGAGGAUUACUGUGUUAAUGGCGAUUGCAGCGCGGAGAAUCAAUGCGUCUGUAGAGACGGCUACUACUUCAAUGAAAAGCUCUUGGAUUUCGGAGUAAAGAACAACACGGUUUGUACGGCCACAUGUGACAGACCGUGUGCAAACGGAGUAUGCUCAGGAAAGAAUCGUUGUGAUUGUCUUUUCGGGUACGAACUGUCCAAAUAUGAUCAGUUCACGUGUAAUCCGGUGUGUGAUCCCACGUGGGUGGAUUGUACCAAUGGAAUGUGUACGGCCCCAAACAAAUGUGUUUGUAAUAGAGGCUAUGAGUUGAUUCAAAACAAGUGCGUCCCGGAUUGUGAUCCUAAGUGUGAAAAUGGCAACUGUAGUGAACCGGGAGAAUGUAUUUGCUGGCACGGCUACCGGAAAUUGAAUGAAUCACAUAAAUGCACUGCAUUGUGCGAUCCACCAUGCGAAAAUGGCGAAUGCAUUGGCGUGAAUAAAUGCAAGUGCCUGAAUGGAUAUCAAUCAGUGAACAGUAGUUACUGCGAACCAGUGUGUGAUUCACGCUAUGUAGACGCCGUGAACGGAAGCUGUAUUGCUCCGAAUGUUCUACGCUGUGAUGUAGGCUUCGUUAUCUACCAGAAAGGAGACUCCAGGUUGGCUUGCGAAUCAAAGUGCAGCCCUAAAUGCAUCAAUGCUACUUGCCAUGAGGACGGUUCAUGUCAAUGUUUAAAUGGGUACCAGCAAGUCGCAGGUAGCUCACAUGCCUGUGAACCAGUUUGCGAUCCACCCUGUGAGAACGGACACUGCAUCGCUCCCGGUUCUUGUGCAUGUGAAUAUGGAUAUCAGAAAAAUCAUAACACUACAAACAAAUGCUCCUUCUACUGUAACCCGGAAGUGGUCGACUGCAAUACGCAUGGUAACUGCACAGACGUCGACACCUGUGACUGCCACGAAGGCUUCGAACUAACUGAGGGAGCGGAUACAAUCCUAAGGUGUACUCCAUUCUGUAACCCGGCUUGUGUAAAUGGGCACUGCAUCGAUACGGAUGUGUGUGAAUGUCUGCUCGGAUUCAACCAAGUCAAUUCAUCUUAUUGUGAACCACGCUGUGACCAACCCUGCUCAAAUGGGAUUUGCCAAAAGCCAAAUGUAUGCAGCUGUUAUGAAGGCUAUACCGCCAUUAAUGAUUUCGACUGCCAGCCCUUUUGUGAUCCAAGUUUCAUCAAUUGCACCUAUGGUUCCUGCAUUGGUCCCAACAACUGUUCCUGUCACAAUGGCUACGAACUUUCGUCAGAUAAUGAUGUGCUGUCCCGAUGCAACCCAGUUUGUACCAGUCUGCCGGAUAACGCAAUUUGCACUGCCCCUGGGAUAUUCAGAUGCGCCGAUGGACACGAAACCAGAGACGACGGAUCAUGUAGCCCAAUUUGUGAUCAUGACUGUGGGGAGGGAAAAUGUGUGGCACCUAAUCAGUGCCAGUGCAAUCCCGGACAUGCUGUCAUUGAUGACCCGUGGUGUGUCUCAAUAUGCGAAAACAACUGCACGGUAGAACAAGGCACUUGCAUUCACUUGAACUGUUUGUGCAACGAAGGCUACGCCAAUCUUGAAAGCCCGUACUUUUGUCUUCCAGUGUGCGAGGGUUGUAGAAACGGAAACUGCAUCGCACCAAAUGAAUGUGAAUGUAACGAUGGAUAUGAGCUAUCAAACGUCACUUCAAACUGUGAUCCGAUAUGCUUUGACUGCAUCGGUGUUUGUUGUAUAGAGCCGGGACUUUGCUGGUGCGAUCAAUUAAAACAAAUUUCGGGAUUCAAUUGGGCAGUUUUUGUUAUCUGUUUAUGUGCCACAACACUCACUGCAGUCGCUGCUUUUUUGGUAUACAAAUUUUAUAUAAAGAAGAAAUUCUCUCGUACCUACAAGUGUCAGUACGAUCCUACAACCGAGAAGGCAUCCAUCGGUUCCGAAACGCAGAUAGCUUCAUAAUGACGAUCAUAAAACUCAUAAUGGAUGACACUAAAAGCUUCCAAUCAACCCAUAUGCGAGUUUACUACCGGCGCCCAAUAAUAUCCUUUAAUAGUUACCGCGUAUUAAAUUCUCAUUAGUGACAUCGUUUAUUAAAAUUGUUAUUGCAUACACCCAAGCUGUUAUG
Armigeres subalbatus is the source of this 2640-nucleotide messenger RNA. Its product is annotated as tenascin-like. The record is from RefSeq and is a predicted model, not a curated record. The transcript is spliced from 4 exons. Lineage: Eukaryota; Metazoa; Arthropoda; Insecta; Diptera; Culicidae. Bases 60 to 2474 code for a protein of 804 amino acids.